This is a messenger RNA of Salvia hispanica, 2565 nucleotides long. The record is from RefSeq and is a predicted model, not a curated record. NCBI's taxonomy places the organism in Eukaryota, Viridiplantae, Streptophyta, Magnoliopsida, Lamiales, Lamiaceae.
AUGGGUGACCGAACAGAUAUUGAGAAGCUGCAGGAGAUGGUGAAGUUGCUGAUGGAUGAGAGAGAUGCGGAGAGAGCAGCCCGAGAAGCCAUGGAAAAGAAGAACAGAGAAACAUUACCUGUGAUGAACAUGUUCAAUCAUGGGAAUAUGAUCACUUUUCCUAACGGCCCUCGUAUUGAUGCUAACAAUUUUGAGUUACGCAUGCCCCUUAUCCAAAGGGUCGAGCAAACUCCUUUUGCAGGUAGGGCGACUGAAGAUGCUAACCGCCAUCUCUCCAAAUUCGUGGAAAUCGCAAACACUCUGAAAUUAAAUGGUGUCGACGACGAUGCCAUACGGGUAAGACUUUUUCCAUUCUCAUUGAUUGAUUCUGCUAAAGAGUGGUUUGAGUGUAUGCCACCAGAAAAGGUCUCCACAUGGAAGGACAUCGUAGCUACCUUCCUCGACAAAUACUACCCGCCAGGCACUAUUUUGAAGCUCAAAAGUGAGAUCUUUCAGUUCACACAAGGCCAUGACGAGCCCCUCUAUGAGGCAUUUGCUCGUUUCAAAGCUCUUCUUCGAAAGUGCCCAAACCAUGGUUUUUCCAUAGACCAUCAGGUAGGAAUCCUCUAUAAUGGAUUUAACGAGAAAAUAUGUGCUAUGCUUGAUUCAGGGGCAAAUGGAGGAUUUCUAAGAAAGACAGGAGAGGAUGCCAUGGCGGUGAUCGAGGAGUUCGCCACCAACAGUCGGGGGUGGUCUAAGGAAAGGCAUGCCACGAGAAGAGUAGCAGCCAUAGAAGAGGCCGAAGAAAGUUCUUUUGCUAAGGAGUUAGCAGAACUUAGAGUCAGGAUUGAUCAAAUGGACAUCUCGAGGAAGGAAGAUCCAAUUCCGGCAACUUCCAUAGUGGCGGUCAAUGCACCCGAAACUGCCAUAUCAACUGUGGAAGAAAUCAACUACGUGCAAGGAGGCGGUCCCAGAAACUACAAUAACAAUUAUCGCCCUAAUCAGGGGGGCGGUAAUUUCAAUAAUUAUAAUGGGAACCGUCCGCACCCAAAUCUUUCUUAUUCUAACAAUAAUUACUUGCAACCCCCUGCAGGAUUUAAUGUUAGCAAAGGAGGAGUGGUUGAGCCGAUGAAGAAGGAAGACAAGUAUGAACAAGGAAUCACGAAGAUCUUGGAAGUAAUUACGCAAGAUAGGAAGAUUAAUGACACCAAGAUCGGAGUGGUCGAAGCAAGGAUAAACAACCUCGAGCAAGGAAUGAACACAAUCUCGGCAGCUGUAACCAAUAUUACCACUCAAAUGGAGCAAAUUCAGAAGAAGUUAGAUGAGGAUAGAGCAAAGGCAGCAGCAAGAGUGGAUGAUAUUAACAAGAAGUGGGUGGCAAAGCAGAAAUCUGGGGACUGCCCAGUCGCCGGCGGACCGCCGCAGACCCCGCAGCGGCCCGCCACUGAGACGGCAGAGUCAACCACGCAGGACUGCCCAGUCGCCGGCGGACCGCCGCACACCCCGCAGCGGCCCGCCACUGACAAGGCAGAAUCGUCCACUAAGCAGGAGCUUGUGCGGCACAACGGGAUUGUACUCCCUUUUCAGCCAAAGAGGAAGUUCAAGCUUGAAGAGCAGUUCAAGCAAUUCCUUAACAUGUUUUGCAAGGUCCAUACUAACAUUCCACUUGUUGAAUCGUUGCAGGAGAUACCAAAGUAUGCAAAGCUACUAAGGGAGGCGGUAAUGAGGAAGAAAAAGCCGACUAAAGCCGACCUUAAGCUACCGCAUCAUUGCAGCGAGAUCAUCCAAAAGGAAAGGGCAGUGAAGCAAAGAGAUCCGGGCCAGUUCAUCAUUAGGUGCCGAAUUGGAGAAGGAAAAGUUGAUAAGGCCCUCUGUGAUUUGGGAGCAAGCAUCAACAUCAUGCCGCUGAAGUACUAUGAAAAGCUCAACAUCGGGCCACUCAAGACCUCGGAUGUGACCAUAAGGUUGGCCGAUAACACGGCCAUCAAAACGGUGGGUAUGAUUGAGGAUGUCUUGGUGAAGGUAGACGAUUUCAUCUUUCCUGCCGACUUCAUUAUUCUUGAUAUGAAAGUAGACAAGAAUGUACCUCUAAUCUUAGGCAGAGAUUUUCUAGCCACAUGCAAAGCUCUUAUUGAUGUAGGUAGAGGAGAAAUCACAAUAAGUGACCAUGGAGGAAAGUCGACCUACAACAUCGAAAGCGCGAUGCUUAAGUAUGAAGAGGCGAAACAAGCUAAGAUGGAGCAUGAUUGCAGGGAGGUCAUGGUGACCGAUUUGUCUAAGCCUUAUGAUCCAUUUGGAGGGGAAGAUCCUUCUAACCCUACUAUUUUCAUUGUUAACACUUUACCUCAAGCUCCUAAAAAGGGCGAGCCUAAUCCUACUAAGCCUAUCUUGCAGGAAAAGCCCAAGAGAAAGAAGAGGAAGAAGACUCCACCUCAAGAUGACCCUGAAAUCUACGUGAUCAAAACCUCGAAUGGAAAAUUCAAAUGGUGGAAGAAAGUUCUCAACAAGUUGGUUCCAUUCGCGGUGGCAGAGACUAAGAUUGUUGGUACAAAGGCAUCCCAAAGGAAUCCUCACGAUGGGGGAUAA